AUGAUGCAUUUUGUGCACGCUUCGAUCCAAGGUACCGAUGCACGUAACGGUUUUUGCUGCAGAAAAACGGGACCGUGUGCUCCCACUGAGAUAUCGAUUGGCAACACAUGCUACCCGAUUUCCACGAUCGGUGGUUCCUGUGUUAACUCAGCCCAGUGCCAGUCACUAGGCGCUUACUGCAGUAACGGUGUGUGUGUUCCCAAUAUUCAAUACGAUAAUCCUAUCUGUACAAGACCGAACCAGCAAGUGGAAAGGGAGUCCGGAAUGGUAAAGAACUGUUUGUAUCAACCUUGCUCAGUGGGAUUUGGUUGUGAAUACAGUAAUGCAAUGAGACAGUACAUCUGUUGUGGAAGAUAUGACGCCAACAACGACUACAGUUACGGUAAAGUGCGAAUGUACCCAGGUACAACGAUGCCUCUGCAGUGCUUCAAAGCAGAUCAGUGUCUAUGGGUUGACACUCCGAAUUGCGUUUACUCCUCCCGAUACAGACAGAAGGUCUGCUGUUCCACGUUCAACUGCUGA
Molecule: messenger RNA, 522 nt
Organism: Cooperia oncophora
Lineage: Eukaryota; Metazoa; Nematoda; Chromadorea; Rhabditida; Trichostrongylidae
Source: the annotation of a GenBank genome assembly